AUGUCACUGGAAGACAUCCAUAUGAACACCCAGGAUUUGCUUGAAAAAAAACAAUUAGACGCUGGAGGAUUUGGAACAAUUUCUUUAUGUUUUCACAAGAAGCAUGGAUAUGUAGUAUUAAAAAAAGUGUAUACAGGGCCCCAGCGCAUUGAAUAUAAUGCUUCCCUCCUUGAAGAAGGCAGGAUUAUGCGCAAACUGCAGCACGACCGUGUGGUAAAACUACUAGGUAUAGUUUUGGAAGACGGAAACUACUCACUUGUGAUGGAGUAUGUGGACCGGGGGAACAUGAUGAAAGUGCUACAGAAAUUCCCACUGCCUUUGUCAGUGAAAGGACGUUUUGUGCUGGAGAUCACAGAAGGAAUGCUUUAUCUGCAUGAGCAAGGCUUCGUACACAAAGACCUAAAACCAGAAAACAUCCUUGUGGACACAGAUUUCCACAUUAAGAUUGCAGAUCUCGGUGUUGCCUCCUUUAAGAGCUGGAGUCGGCUGACCCAAGAGGAGACUGUCCGACAGAAGCAAAUCAAGAGCACUUGCCAGAACAAUGCUGGGACCCUUUUCUAUAUGGCUCCAGAGCAUUUACGCUGUCUUAAUGUAAAGCCUGUGGAGAAAUCAGAUGUUUACAGCUUCGGCAUAGUGAUCUGGGCAAUUUUUGCUAACAAAGAGCCAUAUGAGCAUGGUAUAAAUGAAGCCCAGAUUUGCUUUGGAAUCAUAAAUGGAAACAGACCAGACAUAAAGGAGAUCACUAAUGAGUGUCCAGUGGAAAUUAUUGACUUAAUGAAACAAUGCUGGGAGCAGGAGGCAGAGAAGCGGCCAACCUUUGCAGAAAUCAGUCAAAGAUACAAGCCAUUUUACUAUCAAAAUCUAGGAAAAAAUAUUGAAGAUGAUCUGAAGAAGUUAAAAAAAAUGUGUCCAGAGUCAAAUGAACUGCUGAAUAGGAUACAAUCCCUUCAAAUAGAUGCUGUAGCAGAAGAUCCCAGUAACGGUCAAGAUCAGCCUAAUUCUCUACACAGCUCUCAAGGUGCCAUGACCAGUCAGGUUAACGAAGCCCUAUUUGCUGCCUCUCCUGGGAACCAGCCUGUUGAGAGCUGCGAGACCUCGUUUAUAUCUGCUGAUAACCUAGAUAGAAAACUUGAGCGUGAAUACAACUACCAUGUAUUUGGGAGCCGGAUGGAUAAAGCAGUUCCAGCUGUAGUAUACACCCCUGAAAUGAGAGAGGAAGAAAGGAGACGAAGAGUUUCCUACGAUCCAUUUGCAAAGUCAUCUCCUACUCCUCAAUGGAGUGAACUGUAUCCAAGAGCUGAAAAAACAGGAUCGAACACUAAUCCAUAUUUUUGGCCACAGCCAGUUGCAACAGCACCGAAACAGGGAACUGUAGAUGUUUUUUAUGGGCCAAACCCUAACAGUCUUCUAGCAGGAAACACAGAGGGUCUCUAUGGAUUGUGUUCAGCCAAUACCUUCAGCCUAAGUAAACCUCCUGUGCCUGAAUCUGGCCCAAACCUGCAGUCACAGACAAAUGUAAACUGGUAUCCAAAGAAUGCAGACACAGAUACAGGAAACAAGGAUUCAACUUCUUUCACAAGGGGAACUUUUGCAUAUUAUCCUACUCCACCCAGAGUAAGCACAGAAGAUUCAAUCAAGUACAACAUAAGUAACAGUUCUGGAAUUCAAAUUGGAUCUUACAAUUACAUGAAGAUUGAAGACCAUAAUCAACAUAUCAGCACUUCUCCUGUUGCCACAGAAGAAAUUUAUACGUAUUAUGAAGCAAUGGGUAUAUUUGACAAUACUACUGUCCUGACUGACAGACAUCUGAAUCUAGUGCGAGAAAAGCUGGCUAAACAGUGGAAGCACUGUGCUCGUAAACUGGGCUUCUGUGAUCCUGAGAUUGAUGAAAUUGAUCACGACUAUGAACGAGAUGGACUAAAAGAAAAAGUUUACCAAAUGCUGCUUAAGUGGAAAAAUAGGGAAGGCUCCAAAGGUGCUACAGUUGGAAAGCUUGCCAAAGCUCUCUUUGGCUGCCAACGACUGGAUCUCCUUACUAGUUUGAUGCAAAUCAACGAGGAAUACGCUGACUGA
Messenger RNA from Charadrius vociferus (killdeer), 2073 nucleotides. RefSeq names its product receptor (TNFRSF)-interacting serine-threonine kinase 1 (gene RIPK1). The record is from RefSeq and is a predicted model, not a curated record. The transcript is spliced from 11 exons. Bases 1 to 2073 code for a protein of 690 amino acids. NCBI's taxonomy places the organism in Eukaryota, Metazoa, Chordata, Aves, Charadriiformes, Charadriidae. Gene Ontology annotation, biological process: signal transduction; protein phosphorylation. Gene Ontology annotation, molecular function: protein binding; ATP binding; JUN kinase kinase kinase activity.